Messenger RNA from Truncatella angustata, 2050 nucleotides. RefSeq lists its product as uncharacterized. The transcript has a single exon. NCBI's taxonomy places the organism in Eukaryota, Fungi, Ascomycota, Sordariomycetes, Amphisphaeriales, Sporocadaceae. The record is from RefSeq and is a predicted model, not a curated record. The coding region runs from base 18 to 1670 and encodes 550 amino acids.
CACCCCAAGAUGCGCCCAUGAUAGAUGUGCCGAUUCCAGGUGAAUCUUUGCCAGAGGAUCCAGCAGCUCCGGCUGUUGAUCUUGCACCGGAGCCAGUACAACCCACUGCGACGGCAGAUUUUGCCGCCCCGGACACUCCUACUCUUCCUCAGAGCUCAACAACUAUGUCGUCGAGUGCCACUCCUGUACAGCCCACCGAGAUAGUGCAGGACUCGCAGAAAAGAAAGAGACGUUCCGCCAGUCCUGUACCGCGCGCCGAGGAUGUUGCAGCGAAACGAGCGAGAACAAGCGACGAGGAGCGUGUUGUGGCCGAUAUCGAAAUGCCUGAAACGAACAACGAAAAAGAAGCGGCGCAGGUAGUCGACUCUGCCCACAAGGACCCAGCAGUUGUCGCUAUUGGCAGUGCACAGCCAGAGAGGCCUACAUCACAACAGGCCGACUCAAACGGCCUUGGGAAUCCAAACACAGAAAUUACACACGGCUCGCCUCCAAACGAUUCGUACCAAACAGGCCCUGCAUUGGUAGACAACAUUGAACCACAACCGCACCUGAACAACGAAAACGAUCCCGACCACGACCAUGAUGCACCAAUAGGCGAGUCCGUCGUUGACGCACAGCCUGAAGAGGAGUUCCAACGAGACCUGGAGCCUCCUAUUCAUCCAGUUACCCCGGCCCUGUAUAUAAAGAAUUUUAUGAGACCUCUCCGACCACAGGCCGUACAAGAUCAUUUGCUCGACCUUGCAACACCCGCAGGUGUCCAAAUCGAUGAACAGACCAUUUCGGCAUUCCACCUAGACAGCGUUCGCACACAUUCAUUCGUGCUCUUCAGUAGCAUCACAGCUGCAAAACGUGUGCGCAGUGCCCUCCACAACCGAGUGUGGCCUGACGAGACAAAUCGGAAACCUCUCUGGAUCGACUACAUUCCAGCCGACCGCUAUCGUGACUUUGUAGAUAUGGAGCUAGCCGCUGGUAGUGCCCGAGGUUCCGGUAGCCGUUACGAGGUUGUCUACGAGCAUGACCAUGAGGGGCAUGUGACUACUAAGCUAGAGGAGAGUGGUGGAGCUGCGCCCGCUGCCGUUCUUGCACCACAACUCGAACACACGCAGUCAAUUCCCACAGGCCCCUCGAGAAGCUCUACGGGCAUCGAGGGCGCACCGACUGGGCCGCGAGGCCUUCAGGGCGGAGGACGAUCUCAUGUUCAAGGAGCUCGCACGGACCGAUCCGGCGACUACAAGUCAACCAUCGCACGUCCCUCGGUACCAUUUCAAGCCGUGCCCGAAGAACUUGUGCAGCGAAGGCUCGAUGCAAUCAGACAGGCAAAGUCUCGAGACUAUGACCAAGCAGCCGACAAGAACAAAGAGUACCGGCGGUACUUCUAUGAGAACGGCGACCACCUGGUCGACCGGGGCCCUGAGAUCUUCCUGGGCAUUCGGCCUCCUCAUCGCGAACGGGAGCGACGUCAGGACCAAGAACGUGGUGAUAGACGACGUGGAGGCGGUGGAGGGAGGCGGAACGGCAGAAGAGGCAUGCCCAUGCAUCAUGGAGUUCCUAAAGGAGGCGACAGAUAUCGUGGCACAGCUUCUUCAUCGGCCGACUACGAUGAUAGACCUCGCUAUGACGACAGAGGUGGAGAUCGGUAUCGUGGCGGUGAUAGCUACCGUCGUCGCUAGAUGGCUUUGAGGGCUUCACACAGCGGAUAUGCAAGAAUGCCAGCAUCUAUGUAUAUUGAAAACACUAAUGACAAAAAAUAUAUAUUGACAUCGGCGCAAACAAGAUAUUAAUUCCACCAAGGCGUGUAUCUAAUCCAUCACAUAUGAUUUCGGGCUGGGCGCACAGAUCUUCGGAGCUACAAUAUUCGGCUCACCAGUUAGUCAUCUCGGGGGAAGGGAAGGGGGUUUUCUUUCUCUGUUCCAUGUCAUCGUAAUAACUUUGCAAUGGCCAAAAACACCUGUUCCGGCAAAUGUACUGUAGAACUGUUCCCCCGUCCAAGACCGGCGUAAGGACAAGCAACCAUAUGCAAGGAUUAUCACAUAUAAAAGGGAACCAAAAC